AUGGCAACGCCGCCGAUGUCUCGGACCCAGCAAAGGGAGAGAAACCGAAAACUUUCCACGGCAGAACCACAACAGCGCGGCGGUUCGUCAGCUCGUGUUGCCUGGACAUGUCUCACCAUCCUCCCACUCGUGCGGUUCGGCGUCCCGCCCAGCCGUUUUCCCAAUCUGUCCAUGUCCGGCCUGUCUUGCCAAAACCCCCCGUCGCGUUCAGACGAGAAUCAGGAUGGGCACGUACUCGCUCACGAGGGGAAGGAGGAGGAGGAGGAGGAGGAGGAGGAGGAGGAGGAAAAAGCACCCAACUCGUCCCCAACCGUCGUCUGA
Molecule: messenger RNA, 321 nt
Organism: Colletotrichum higginsianum IMI 349063
Lineage: Eukaryota; Fungi; Ascomycota; Sordariomycetes; Glomerellales; Glomerellaceae
Exons: 1
Coding region: 1-321 (106 amino acids)
Source: RefSeq, a predicted model, not a curated record